Condylostylus longicornis is the source of this 4611-nucleotide messenger RNA. It is a transcript of the gene Pgant2, whose product is annotated as polypeptide N-acetylgalactosaminyltransferase 2. NCBI's taxonomy places the organism in Eukaryota, Metazoa, Arthropoda, Insecta, Diptera, Dolichopodidae. The record is from RefSeq and is a predicted model, not a curated record. Gene Ontology annotation, cellular component: Golgi apparatus. The coding region runs from base 1 to 1887 and encodes 628 amino acids. The transcript has 7 exons.
AUGGGAGAACAAUCAGAUUCUAUGGAGAAUUUUCAGUUAGAAAAUCGUGCACUUCGUUUACGUGAAGUAGCUACAGCACCACAACAGUAUUCUGAUGAUUCAUCAUCAAUAAUUGGAUCAUCAACAUCAGAACAAAAUAAUAUUAAAUUAAAAUAUCAACAACAAUAUCAACAGCAACGGCAACAGUUACAAUUUCAAUUUUUAUCGAAUGACGGUGGAUUGCAACAACAACAACAACAACAACUACUACAACAACAACAUCAUCAACAAGGACACUAUAAUAAUAAUAAUGACGAUGCAGGUGUACAAAUUGAUGGUAAUAACAUUAUUAUUCAAUCAUCAUCACGACGUAUUGGUGGUCUUGGUUUAAGUGGACUUACAAAUGGUAUUAGUAAUUUAAUAUCAGCAACAACAUGGGAUUAUUUUGAUGAAGCCGGUUAUAUUAAGGGUGGUGCAUUACGUUUUGGUGAAGAUCCAUAUGUAAGAAAUCGUUUUAAUCAGAAAGCAAGUGAUUCAUUACCAAGUAAUAGAGAAAUUCCAGAUACAAGACAUCCAGAAUGUAAAAGAACAAAAUGGCGUACAGAUUUACCUGAAACGAGCGUUAUUAUUACAUUUCAUAAUGAGGCCAGAUCAACUUUAUUAAGGACGAUAGUUAGUGUUUUAAAUAGGAGUCCAGAGCAUCUUGUUAAAGAAAUCAUUUUAGUUGAUGAUUUUAGUUUUCAUCCUGAAGAUGGUUUGGAAUUAGCUAAAAUUCAUAAAGUUCGUAUAAUACGUAAUGAUAAACGUGAAGGUUUAGUAAGAUCUCGGGUACGUGGUGCUGAUGCAGCAACAGCUAAAGUAUUAACAUUUUUAGACAGUCAUGUUGAAUGUAAUGAACAUUGGUUAGAACCAUUAUUAGAACGUGUUGCUGAAGAUCCAACACGUGUUGUAUCACCAGUUAUUGAUGUUAUAUCAAUGGAUAAUUUUCAAUAUGUUGCUGCAUCAUCUGAUUUACGUGGUGGUUUCGGUUGGAAUUUAGUAUUUAAAUGGGAUUAUUUACCACAAAAUGAACGUAUUAUACAAGCAGAUGAUCCAAAACGUGCUAUACGUACACCAAUGAUAGCCGGUGGUUUAUUUACAAUUGAUAAAGCAUAUUUUGAAAAAUUGGGUAAAUAUGAUACAAAAAUGGAUAUAUGGGGUGGUGAAAAUUUAGAAAUAUCAUUUCGUGUAUGGCAAUGUGGUGGCAGUUUAGAAAUAAUACCAUGUAGUCGUGUUGGUCAUGUAUUUAGAAAAAAACAUCCAUAUACAUUCCCUGGUGGUAGUGGUACAGUAUUUAUUAGAAAUACAAGACGUGCAGCUGAAGUAUGGAUGGAUGAUUAUAAACAGUAUUAUUAUGAUUCAGUUAAAGUAGCCAAAAAUAUUCCAUUUGGGAAUAUUGAUGAUCGUUUAGCAUUAAGAGAAAAACUUCAUUGUAAACCAUUUAAAUGGUAUCUCGAGAAUGUUUAUCCAGAACUUAAAGUACCAGAAGCAUAUCCUGUUGGACAAUUACGUCAAGGACAUUUUUGUCUGGAUACUUUAGGAAAUGAUGUCGAUGAAACUGUGGGUAUUUAUCAAUGUCAUAAUAAUGGUGGUAAUCAAGAAUGGGGUAUAACAACAAAAGGUCAAAUACAACAUCAUAAUGUUUGUUUAACAUUAUUAAAAUUUUCACGUGGCUCACAAGUUGUUAUGAAAAUCUGUGAUGAUUCAGAGAAUCAAGUCUGGAAAUUCCGUGAAGGUGGUUUCCUUCAACAUUCCAAAAUGAAUAUAUGUUUGGAUACAAUAAAUGUAACAACACGUGGUAUUAUAGCUGAACGUUGUGAUACAUCAGUAAGUACACAACAUUGGGAAUUUAUAACAAAAUUUUCGUGAGAGUAUAUAGACUAUAAUAAUUCUAAUGUUAAUUUAAUAAAAUCAACAAAUAAUAAUAAUAAUAAAAUAAAUAUAAUUCCAUUAACUAAAACAAUAACAGCAAACGGAACGAUAAUAACAACAAAAGCAAGAGUAACAACAAUAAAAGUAUGAAAUAUAAUUUAAUGCCGGCAUCAAAUAUCAAAAUGUCAAAAUUAAUAAAAAAUUCAAUUAAAAUAUUGUAAAUUCCAUUAACACUAAAUAUUACACUAAAAACAUUACAAAAUAAUUAUUAUAGAAAAUCAUCAUUAACAUCAUUAUUAUCGUAAUUUGGAAAUUAUAUGAAAGUAAAGAAAAAAAAUUAUAAUAAAUUUCCAUCGAUUAUUAAAAAUUAAUUAAAAAUAUCUUGUUUUUCGCUAUUCAUACAUACAUACAUAAUAAAUAAAUUAAUUGAAUAAAACAGAAAAAAAUACAAAACAAAAAAUUAAAUAUGUACUAAGGAAUUAAGAUUAAAUUUUUAUUUAAAAUGUGAUUAUAAUUAAAAAAAAAAAUAAAUGAUAAGGAAAUUAAAAUGAACACUAAAAUAACAAAAACAAAAAAAAAACUACAUUUGACUUAAGUGUUUAAUUAUAAUAUAAAUAUAAGUAUAUAUAUAUACAUAUAUUAUACAUACUUAUAAUUGAAUAGAAUAAAAAAAAAAUAUUAAAAAUUAAAAUUAAAUAUAGAAAAUUUAAAAAAAAAAAUUAUUGUAAUAAUUAUGAUGUACGCGAUUAUCAACUCUGCAGCAGCAUAAUUAAACAAAGAAAUUAAAAGUAGAAUGAAAAAUUACCGUUAUAUUUUUUAAUUAUUUUGUUAAAUAUUUAAAUAUAUGAGCGCAUACAUACACACACGCAUAUGUAUGUGUCAAUAAUAUAUUGUAAAAAUUAUGUAAUUUUUUAGAAAAUGAAGAAGAAAACAAAAAAUCAAAUUAAAAGAGACAAAACUACUAUACGAGUACUACGAGUAAUUAAUGCAAAACAAAAAAAAAUUUGUUCGAAAUAUUUAGGUACCUACAUAAAAUUUUUGUUAUGAAUAAAUUAUAAUUUUAUAUAAACUUCCUAAAAAAUCUCAACGAAAAAAAAACAGGAAAAAGUUUGAAAAAUAUUGAAAAUCUAAAAUAUCGAAGUAGAUGUUCACAGUUCACACCAUACAUAAUGCGUAUACAGUUCAAUAAGAGGAGAAUAUAAAAUAUGACCCUACUUAUAGACCGUAUUAUACAGUUCAAUAAGAGGAGAAUAUAAAAUAUGACCCUACUUAUUUUACGUAUAGAAAUUUCUCUAUUAUUCGGUAUCGCAGGUCGAAUCUAACUCUCAAUUUGUUAUCGAAUCUUAAGUCGAAUCUAACUGUUUGUGAGAUUAUCAAUUAUUUUAUGAUUUAUCAAAAUCAAACUUGUAUAAAAGGGUAAAAAAAUAUUCUUGACAAACAAGUACCAAAAAAUUCAAAAAUAAUUUUUUGUUUCUAAUUUUUAUACCCGUACGAACGUAUUUUCAAUUUAAUUUUAAAAGAGCUUCAUAUAAAAUCCCAGUUAUUAAAAGAGAAUAAUUCGACUGUAUUGUGUCGAAUUUUAAAAACAUAAAGUUAAUUUUAAAAUGCAUUUACAAUUAAAUUAUAGUCGAAUGGACAGUUUAAAUCAAAUUUAGAUUUAAUCUACUGCUCAAAACCUACCAGUAUUUAUAUUAAUUAAAAAUUCAUUACAUUUCCGUCCUUGUGCAGAUCUUAGACGUUGUGUGUCAGUAUUUUUAAUGGAAACGGUAACUUCAUAAUUCUUCAAGUCCAGAUAUGUGUGAUUUUACAUAUCAUGGCAGUAAUUUUCAUGUAAUCAAAAUUAGUAUCUUAAAAAAGAUGUAAUUUGAUAUUUCUUGAAAGUAUUACUUGUAAAUUUUUAAAAUGAUACUACCAAUUUCCGAAAUUUAACAUUUCGGCCGUAGUUGAAAAAAAAUGCUAUUCUAUCAAAGAGAGUUGAAUUAAUUUACUUAUAUAAAUUUUAAAGAUUCUAUCUCGGAUGUUUAUUAGCUUAGAAGUACGGGCCUUAAAUCUGAACGAAAGGGAUAUAUAAAACGGAGUAGAGAAUAUUCUUUUAACUGGACAGAGUUGAAAUGAGAUUUUUAAAAUUUAUUCGAAUUGUUAUCGAUUUAUAAUUUUAUCUUUUGAUGAAUAUUUUGCAAUUUACAAAUGUUUUUAUUAUUUUCAGAAAGUUUGAAAGGACGACUUUGUUCUUUUUUUAUAUAAACCUCAAUAUUACUGUCACAAUACUGCUUUUAUGGAAAUUUGAAACGUAAAUGUAUAUAAAUUAUGUAUUGAUUUAUGUUCACUGUGAUAUUACACAUUGCAGAUAUGUCAAACUUUUUCCAAACAUUCCUAAAAUUUUAAUUUGAAAUGUUAAAUAUUUAAAUUAUCUUCAAUUUGAAUUAAAUAUUGAAACUUAUGCAUAUUAUAUAAAAAAAAUUAUUAUAAAAAAUUAUUGCCUUGUAUACCAUACCAAAUAACUAAUUCAUAUAAAAAUAUAGUGACAAGUGACGACACAAACUCAAUUAUUUAAAAAUAUCAUUGUUUUUUUAUUCAACUAAAAUCAUCAAUUCAUAUUAAAACAUUUGUUAUUACUUUGUAUACUUAAUCAUUUGUUAAGAGAAAAAUACUAAUUUUUUAUAAAUUAUAUAAAAGAAAAAUUUAAAUUACACACAUACGUGUAUUUAUAUAUCUUCAGCC